GACUAGCAGAUGAAAUAUGGCGGACAACAACAAUCAUGAGCAGCUGAUUUCUCAGUUUAUUGGUGUUACCGGCGUUGAUAAUGCCAGAGCGAUGUUUUAUUUGGAAUCGUCCGGUUGGCAACUUGAGGUUGCAAUGGCAAGUUUUUAUGACAAUGACCAUGGUGCCUAUGAUGACAGCUCCUCCCCUAUACUAGUAGAAGAUGAUGACCCACCUCCAGUCCCGGUGCGAGAUCAGUCAUCUCUAGCUGCAGUGGGGCCAACAUCAAAACCUACGAAAAGUCAACCAUCACGAUUUAGUACAUUGUCAGACCUGCAAAGAGAGGAGCAGCCAUCUGACGAUGAGGAAGGGCAGGAGUUCUAUGCUGGCGGAAGUGAGAAGGGUGGAAGUGGAGAGGUUGUGAUCGGCCCAGGAAGGAAGAAGAAGAAAAGUGAUGCCAUUGUUCAAGGAAUUUUUCAAGCAGCAAAGGAACAUGGUGCUGAGGUUGUUGAUGAAGAGGAAAGUCCAUCCAGAAGGCAUAAAACAAGUUUCCAAGGAGCAGGUUAUAGACUAGGUUCGGAAGAUGGCAGCAGCAGCAGUCAGCAGGUGCAAGCUGCUACACCAGCUGUGCCAAAGGAAAGGCAAGUCGAGGUUGUACUAAAAUUGUGGAAGGAUGGCUUUAGUGUAAACGAUGGAAACUUGAGGGACUACAAUGAUCCUGAAAACAAAGACUUCCUUGAUUCCAUCCACAGAGGGGAGAUUCCCCUUGAGCUAAUAAGGUUGGCACCUGGUGGAGAAGUAAAUCUCAACAUGGAAGAUCACAGACAUGAAGACUAUGUGCAACCCAAGAGAAGUGUCAGGGCAUUUCAAGGGGCAGGACACAUGCUUGGGAGCCCAGUACCAAAUGUAGUGACAGCGACGCACCAACAGCCAUCAUCUGCAGAGAAAAAACAGGCUGACCAGCCUAAAGCGGCAGUUGGUGUUAAGCUGGACACGUCUCAACCCGUCACAAGCCUCCAGAUUAGACUGGCAGAUGGAUCAAGACUUGUGCAGAAGUUCAACCACACCCACACAGUUGGAGACAUCAGGCUGUUUAUUAAUUCAGCGCGACCAGAGAUGGCGAUGUCUGCGUACGUACUGCAGACGACCUUCCCGAACAAGGAGCUCGCCGAGCCAUCGGUGACGCUGGCUGCUGCCGGCCUGCUCAACGCCGUCAUUGUACAGCGAAAAGUCGUCUGAUGAGCCGGUUGGAUCUCCUGCUCAAGCAAAGCUUGUAUUUAUUGUCCGCCGCCGCCACUGCACGGCCUUGCCUGUGGUGAGGCAUACUGUGAGCAGUGUGUCGACUUGAGAGGCAGUCGCAGCAACGCAGUCGAUGAUAGUAUGACUUGUGGCAGUCUUGUCAUUUGGUUUUGUCUGCCAUGUUUAUUCUCGAGUUUGGCGGAACUUGAAUUAGCUGUGUCUCGCUUAUGUAUAUCGGAGAUAGAGACACUGUAAAUUGAAUCACAUACCAGCUUGUGCUUGAGGAAGCGUUGCAUCAAGAUAUACAAGAGCGCAGCUAAUCGUGGGCUUAUUGACUUUGUGAUUUAGCUGAACAAUGUUUGCUCUGACUGCAUUCGUGCAUCUUAACUUCAUCUUUUCAUUCUUUGUCUGCACUUUCUCAGCUUAAAUUCUGGAUACAACUAAUAUUUGCAUGAAUCAUUUAUAGUGGAGAUACUCAAUCUGAGAGUGGGCUGAACUCAAUUGAAAUUAAACAGUAUGUUUAGCACAAA
This is a messenger RNA of Priapulus caudatus, 1746 nucleotides long. RefSeq names its product NSFL1 cofactor p47-like. Gene Ontology annotation, cellular component: cytosol; nucleus. Gene Ontology annotation, biological process: nuclear membrane reassembly; proteasome-mediated ubiquitin-dependent protein catabolic process; autophagosome assembly. Bases 17 to 1216 code for a protein of 399 amino acids. The transcript has 10 exons. Lineage: Eukaryota; Metazoa; Priapulida; Priapulimorpha; Priapulimorphida; Priapulidae. Gene Ontology annotation, molecular function: ubiquitin binding. The record is from RefSeq and is a predicted model, not a curated record.